CUUUCAAGAGUUAAUAAAAGGAAGGAGCGAGCAAGGUUUUGUAAGGAAUUAAAGCCAGGCGGAAGAGCCUAUGGGAAAGAGCCUGUUACGAGCCCCGGGGCUGCAGGUCAGCAGCGCCGAGGGAGGACUCGCUGCCAGGGUUUAUGAGGUCCUUGUUUAAGCCGAGAGAGUGCAAACCUCAUCAGGAGCUGGCGGCAGAGCGGGCGGGGACACUCCGGACUCCGAAGUGACGAGGCUGCAGUUUCCUCCGGCCAUGUGUGUCACUCUCCCAGCCCUGUGAUUCAUCGCCUCAGCCGCCGAAAGCCUGCAGCGACUCCCGAGCGCUGCCCAUCGCUCCUGAGGGGCCGCUCCGAGCAGAGCCCCCAGCCCGGGGCUCAGAGAUGGAUCCGCGCUCCGUGAGCCUCGGCAUCCUCCUCCUCUGCGCUGCCGGCACCUGGGGGGGCAACAUCUGCACCACCCGUGGGGUGAACUCCUGCAAGCAGUGCCUGGCUGUCAGCCCCCUCUGUGCCUGGUGCUCUGCUGAGGUCUGGGCACAGUCGAGCCCUCGCUGUGACCUGCACGCCAACCUCCUGCACCACGGCUGCAGGCAGGAGCACAUCGAGUUCCCCAGCAGCAGCGUCACCAUCCUGGAGGCCCGGCCCCUCAGCAACAAGGGCUCGGGAGGCUCUGCCACCACCCAGAUGAGCCCCCAGAGGAUACAGCUGAACCUGCGGCCAGAUGACUCCCAGGUCUUUCAUGUGCAAGUGCGUCAAGUGGAAGAUUACCCUGUGGACAUCUACUACCUCAUGGACCUGUCUAACUCAAUGAAGGAUGAUCUGAGGAACAUCCAGAACCUGGGCACAAAACUGGCCAGUGAGAUGCGUAAGCUCACCAGCAACCUACGCAUCGGCUUUGGGGCCUUUGUGGACAAACCCAUUUCCCCCUACAUGUACAUAUCUCCUCCAGAAGCCAUCAAGAACCCUUGCUAUGAGAUCGGGGAAACCUGCCUGCCCAUGUUUGGGUUCAAACACGUCCUGUCGCUCACGGAUGAGGUGACUCGCUUCAACGAGGAGGUGCGGAAGCAGAGUGUCUCCCGGAACCGCGAUGCUCCUGAGGGGGGCUUCGAUGCCAUCAUCCAGGCCACCGUGUGCGAUGAAAAAAUUGGCUGGAGGAAUGAUGCUUCCCAUCUGCUCGUCUUCACCACGGACGCCAAGACCCACAUCGCGCUGGACGGGCGGCUGGCUGGCAUCGUGCAGCCCAAUGAUGCCCAGUGCCACAUUGACAAGGAUAAUUUCUACUCUGCCACCACCACACUGGACUAUCCCUCUCUGGGCCUGAUGACUGAGAAACUCUCACAGAAGAACAUCAACUUGAUCUUUGCUGUGACAGAUACAGUUGUUGGCCUCUACCAGAACUACAGCGAGCUGAUCCCAGGCACAACCGUGGGCACCUUGUCCAGAGACUCCAGCAAUGUCCUGCAGCUCAUAGUGGACUCCUAUGGGAAAAUCCGCUCCAAAGUGGAGCUGGAGGUGCGUGACCUCCCUGAAGAGCUGUCCCUGACCUUCAAUGCCACCUGCCUCAACGACGAGGUCAUCCCUGGGCUCAAGUCCUGCAUGGGGCUCAAGAUCGGGGACACGGUGAGCUUCAGCAUCGAGGCCAAAGUGCGGGGCUGCCCCCAGGAGCAGCAGAAAUCCUUCACCAUCAAACCUGUGGGCUUCAAGGACAGCCUGACGGUGGUGGUGAACUUCGACUGCGAGUGCUCCUGUGAGAGCCACGCCGAGAGCAGCAGCCCCUCCUGCAGCCACGGCAAUGGCACUCUGGAGUGCGGCGUGUGCCGCUGCAACCCCGGGCGCCUGGGCUCGCACUGCGAGUGCUCGGAGGAGGAGUACAACCCCUCCCAGCAGGACAACUGCAGCCCCCGGCCGGGCCAGCCCCUGUGCAGCCAGCGCGGCGAGUGCAUCUGCGGGCAGUGCGUGUGCCACAGCAGCGACUUCGGGAAGGUGACGGGCAAGUACUGCGAGUGUGAUGACUUCUCCUGCGUUCGCUUCAAGGGCCAGAUGUGCUCGGGCCAUGGGCAGUGCAGCUGUGGGGACUGUGUGUGCAACUCAGACUGGACAGGAGACUACUGCAACUGCACCACGCGCACCGACACCUGCAUGUCCAGCAACGGGCUGGUGUGCAGCGGCCACGGCUCCUGUGUGUGUGGCCGCUGCGAGUGCACCCAGCCCGGCUCCUACGGAGACACCUGCGAGAAGUGCCCCACCUGCCCAGACGCCUGCACCAUCAAAAAGGAUUGUGUGGAAUGCAAGAAGUUUGAGCGAGGAAAGCUGGCAGAGCAGCAGUCCUGCAGCCGCAUGUGCCGUGACGAGAUUGAGACGGUGCAGGAACUGAGUAACAGGGGCAAGGAUGCUGUGAACUGCACCUAUAAGGAUGAGAAUGACUGUGUGAUGAGGUUCCAGUACUACGAGGACUCCAGUGGCAAGUCCAUCCUCUAUGUCAUCGAGGAGCCUGACUGUCCAAAGGGGCCAGACGUCCUGGUGGUCCUGCUCUCGGUGACAGGUGCCAUCCUGCUCAUCGGCCUUGCUGCUCUGCUCAUCUGGAAGCUCCUCAUCACCAUCCAUGACCGCCACCCACAAUCCUUUAUAUAAAGAGGCCACAUCUACCUUCACCAACGUUACAUAUCGUGGGAACAUGUAAGGAUGCCACAUCCAGCACUGGCCAUGGGAUCAGCUGAUGAUCCAUGGGAUCUCCUGGAACCCAGUUUACAGAAGAGCUUGUUUGUGCCUGCCUGUGUGAAUGACUGUAUGUGAUUUAACAAGUCCCUGACUGCCUCCAACCCCUAUUGUCUGUCACCCCACUGUAACUGCAGGGACAUGCUUUCCAUGGCAAACCUCGGUCCUUACCUCAGCAGGUCGCUCGCAAAGCCACCGGCCCCCCAUACACUGAACACAGAGAAAUGGGAUGA
This is a messenger RNA of Zonotrichia leucophrys gambelii, 2944 nucleotides long. It is a transcript of the gene ITGB3, whose product is annotated as integrin subunit beta 3. Lineage: Eukaryota; Metazoa; Chordata; Aves; Passeriformes; Passerellidae. The transcript is spliced from 15 exons. Gene Ontology annotation, cellular component: focal adhesion; integrin complex; cell surface. The record is from RefSeq and is a predicted model, not a curated record. Gene Ontology annotation, molecular function: integrin binding; zinc ion binding; fibronectin binding. Gene Ontology annotation, biological process: cell adhesion mediated by integrin; cell-matrix adhesion; integrin-mediated signaling pathway. Bases 381 to 2627 code for a protein of 748 amino acids.